AUGUCCCUCCACGCCUUCAGCUCUCCUACCGCCCAGAAAAGGGGCCCUUCUACGCCCUUGAUGUCUAGCAACCAUCCCAAAAGACAGCAAUUUGUACAGAAGACGCCUCAGAAAGAGAUCUUGACCAUCCACGCUACUGACUACCAGAGAGAGCUUCUCAUGUGCAAAUAUAACUUGUGGCUCACGCAAAAAGAGCUAGAUAAAGAGAAAGAGCUCAGGGAGUUCUUGGAGUUGGAGAGACGAAUGAACGAAGACGAGGGAGAAACGAGCGACAAGGAUGUGUAA
This is a messenger RNA of Candidozyma auris, 285 nucleotides long. RefSeq lists its product as uncharacterized. The coding region runs from base 1 to 285 and encodes 94 amino acids. NCBI's taxonomy places the organism in Eukaryota, Fungi, Ascomycota, Pichiomycetes, Serinales, Metschnikowiaceae. The transcript has a single exon. The record is from RefSeq and is a predicted model, not a curated record.